GUUUUCUCUUUUAUUUUGGCAGAUGUAUAUAGUCCUUGCAGGUUUUGUAUGAGGUAACUUGUGGUGAUCACAAACAGAAUUGAUGUCAAAUAAAUGGAUCUUUCUUCAUCUGUUCAGUGCAUUAUUAUCUGAAAUUGUACAGUGAACAGAAAGGGACAUGUUUAUGGAGCAGCACAAUCCAUCAGGAUGGCAGUUAUUAAUGGAAAGGGAGAUGCUACAGGAUUACCACAAUCGUCAUCCAAGAAGGCCUUGAGAGAUGGUGGAUCUCAUCCCUGGAUAACUGCAUCCCUAGGUGGCACAUGUUUGUGGCAACAAGAUCGUCUCAGAAGAAUUUGUUAUGGGAGACUUGCCCUCGACCUGAUUGCUUUAGCUGCUAUUUGCGUUCAAAGACUCGAUGAUUCAACGAAUUCUGCAAUUUCAUGGUUUAUACUACAUCCUUUUGGACUGAGACUUACCGUAGUUUAUAUACUUGAGCGUUCGUGGGUUCUGCAGUGCCUUUAAAGGACGCUAAACACAGACGCCUAGGUGAUCAUCACCACCGAUACUUCAACACCUAUUAUUCAACAAAUUGCGGAGGGACUGAAAGACUGCUCUCAACUUUGGCUCUGGACUGUGGAGUGACUGUUAAGGGCGCUUGCACAACCCCCAGGUGAUCAUCACCGCCACCUAUUAUUCAACAGAUUAUGGACUGGUUGAAAGAUUGUUCUCAAGCUUCUUGACAUCGCAACGUCUUGGAGUUUAUUGAUUCUAUUCUUCUGGAUGCGCUCUACACCCCUUUCCGUGUUGCCAUUUGCAUGUUAGUGCAGAAAGUAGCCCGAUCGUAUUCCAGAGAAGGAUAUCUGCUGAUCUACAUAGAGGAAGAUAAACAAGAAGAUCAAUCAGCUGUGACAAAAUUGCAUAGUCAAGAUCUUAUAGGUAUAAUGAAACCAACCCCCCCCCUCGCCCCAGUGGUAUAUGGCUCAUUUUGUGCACACCUCGAUUACUCAACCAAGUACCUGCUAACUCCUACCAACAGAGUAACUCUGCUCACCAAGACUUAGGAUCUUCUAGAAGUCGUGGCUGGAUCUAGAUAGCGAAUGCCGGGGCACUAGAAUGACAAGAUUAACUUUGCCUCAAGACAAAUAUUAUCCUUUCAGAUUUAGUUUGUAGCAUUGCUUCCAUACAACCAGCACUGAUAGACUGAACUAACAGCAGCUUGAUGACUAAUGAGUUCAUUGCGAUGUUAUUCCAAUUAUGUUUCAAUGUAAUUGUUCUUUGAGAAACCUUAAGGGCUAGGUUGGGUACAAUUCGAAUCUCGAUAGAUAAUAGA
Messenger RNA from Solanum pennellii, 1309 nucleotides. RefSeq lists its product as uncharacterized. The record is from RefSeq and is a predicted model, not a curated record. Bases 187 to 501 code for a protein of 104 amino acids. The transcript has 5 exons. NCBI's taxonomy places the organism in Eukaryota, Viridiplantae, Streptophyta, Magnoliopsida, Solanales, Solanaceae.